AUGUCCAUUGUUAGACCAUCCUCAAGAUUACUUUUCCCAAUUUUGGGAGCUGCUGCCGCUGCAGGCAUUGCAUUCCACUACUCUAGCCCAAGAAUUUACAACGAGCCAGGCAAGACCUUUAAAGGUGGGGACGAGUGGAUUGACUUGAAGUUGAAGGACUCAUGGAACAUCUCUCCAAACACCAAGCACUACGUUUUUGAGUUGGAUGACCCUGAGAAUGUUUCUGGUUUGGUCACCGCAUCGUGUCUUUUGGCCAAGUAUGUGACUCCAAAGGGUAACAACGUCAUUAGACCUUACACCCCAGUGUCUGAUGUUGAGCAGAAGGGAACCAUCGAAUUCGUGAUCAAGACUUAUCCAGAAGGUAAGUUCUCCAAGUACGUCCACGAUUUGAAGCCUAACGACACUGUUUCGUUCAAGGGUCCAAUUGUCAAGUGGAAGUGGGAGCCAAACCAGUUCAAGAAGAUUUCCUUGAUUGGAGGUGGUUCUGGUAUCACUCCUUUGUACCAAUUGAUCCACGAGAUCACCAAGAACCCAGAAGACAAGACUCAGGUUGAUUUAUACUACGGUUCUUUGACCAAGGAGGACAUUUUGUUGAAGAAGGAAUUAGACAAGAUCGCAUCUGAGCACAAGGACCAGGUUAAGAUCCACUACUUCCUCGACAAGGCUCCAGAGAACUGGGAGGGUAACGUCGGUUUCAUCACCAAGGAAUUCUUGAAGGAACAUUUGCCAGCUCCAUCUAAGGACAGUAAGAUUUAUGUGUGCGGUCCUCCACCAUUGUACAAGGCCAUUUCUGGUAACAAGGUUUCCCCAACUGACCAGGGUGAGGUCACCGGCCACUUGGCCGACUUGGGUUACACCAAGGAGCACGUCUUCAAGUUUUAG
Messenger RNA from Sungouiella intermedia, 882 nucleotides. The record is from the annotation of a GenBank genome assembly. NCBI's taxonomy places the organism in Eukaryota, Fungi, Ascomycota, Pichiomycetes, Serinales, Metschnikowiaceae.